UCUAAGUAGUACGUGAUUUUUCUUAAGUUUUAAAAUAUGCGGUCAAAUAUUAUGCACUUAUGUGUAAUGCAAAGACAGUGGUGUCGCAAACAAUCACCGCUUAACCCAAGUACCUGCGCAAACCUAAUUGUUAUCAUUGUUAUUUAAAGUUUGAACCUUGUUUCAACAAUUUGAACUUUAAUGUGGCCCACCUAAGGCUUAGUUUCGAAUGAACGGAUUAAUUGAGAAUAUUUUUGAGUUAUUUUGUUUUAUUGUUUACGUACUUACCGCAUUUAAAGGGCUGAGUAAACUUAAAGAGGGAUGCGGAAUAAUCGGUAAUUGAAGCAAACUUACUACAGUUAAGUGGUUAUAACCGUGGCUUUACAUCGAAUGUUCUGGGUUCGAUAAUAGUUAACAAAAAAUGAAUUUAUUCGACUUUGACUUUCAAUUUAAGUAUUUAUAAAUCAUUGACUUAACUUUUUAUUGAAAAUUAAUUAGUCUGAAAACAAUUUUUGAGCCAUGAUGAUAUACAGGUAUGAAUUGUACUUACAUUAUAAUUAUAUGUCUAAAAUUAAUCAAUGAAAACACUUUCACCCAUCAUCACAUCUAUGACGAUGUUUAUUAUAACAAUGCUGAGCAAACAUUCCGAGCACGCAGCAAUAUAAUACCACACCACCAUCACCUGUCAUACGAGAUAAACGAUUACAACAUUCUAAUCGAUUAAAUUUACACCUUAACAUCGAUAACAAUACAUCAGCGUCGAUAUCAAACGCAGCUUCAUCACUCAUGCAAAAAUCUUUUCAGCGAGCUUUGCCAAGUUCAAGCGCAACGGGCCUGCGCCCGCGCACCGAUACGCCAGUAUACGACGCACGCGCAACCCGCAAACACGCACCCAUCGAACGAUACAAUCGGUGUUACAUCGAUACUCAUAAUCGAUAAAGUGUCAAACACUAUUUUUAUGUGUGAAUAUUGCAUCGAUAUUGACUGCAGACGAGUACUCGGAAUUUUUAUCGAUAUUUUUUUGUUUUUUGUGUGAGUGGAAAGUGUUGAGUGAAAAUUUUUGUUGAUGUGUGUUAAGAAGCAGACGUCAUUAAGAUUGACAGAUACAUCACAAACGCUUGACCUCUUAAGAAGAACAAAAUUACAAAGGUGCGCGAUGUCGCCGAGACGGUGGUAGAGGUCCGGAGGGCGGCCGGAUGCGGCCCGCGCGCGCCCGUCCGCCCGCCGCCUCCGUCACUUAGCGCCGCACGCGCUCCCGCCGCGCUGCGACUAUGCGCAUGGCAAGCGCCCUGGCCACUCUGCUCGCGGUGCUGUGUGGUGCAGUGGCGGACGCGGGCGACGUGAUAGCCAACGUGAGCCGCGUGCGCCGCGCGCCCCAACCUCACUACUCGCACCGCGUGUUGACGGACGAGGAGCUGGACAUGACCGCGGCGUGGAAGCGCUCCCACUGGCGCGACAUGCAGUCCAUACUGCGGCGCGAGGGCAACCAGAAGGAGGGCGUGCAGUGCUGCCCGUCCGUGCUGGAGAUGGUCACCAAGAAGGGCGGGCGCACGCCCACCGGGCUGUACGUGGAGCUGUACGAGGACGGCGAGAACCAGCAGCGCCUGUUCGAGGUGUCGUGCGCGCCCAACGUGGUGGACAAGCCGUGCCGCUUCGUGGACGCGCGCCUCUACAACGAGUCGCGCUGCAUCCAGAAGUACUCGUACUCGUACGCCCUCGUGCGCUACCUGCACUCCGCCGCCACGGAGACGCCGCAGCCGCGGACCGAGGGACACUUCUCCGUGCCCGGCUCCGGCGGCUGGUCCAUGGACUAUGUGAGAGUGCGCGCCGGUUGUGAGUGCCAAAUAAAACCCAAAACAAAUAAACCCGCCCGCAGAAGACACAAGCAGAGAAAGAGAAAUAGGAGGGUAGUGGAAAACGACGAGACCUGAUUUCGGGCUCAGUGCUAGUGAAAUCGUGACUUUGAACAAAUUUGGGAUCGUCCCAUAGUAUUACGUUUACAAGGAUACCUUUUCUGUUGUUUUCUGGUCGGCCGGGAGCCGCGCGCCGCCGGGGGCUGUCCUCGCCCGUCUCGAGCGCGCGCUUGUUGCUGCUGCCGCUGGUCGAUGUAUCAAUGUAUUUAUUUUAUUUUUUCGUCUAUAUUACGCUUCUUGUUGUAGUCCGUUAGUUAGUCUCGAUCUUAUGAAAUUAAAGUGCCUUUUUGUGCCUUAGAUUUAAAUAGUUCACUAUAUUCUGGGAAUUGUUGAAAUUUUGAAUUCCAAUGCGUUAUCUGUAUAUGCUAUAAGAAUUAAAAGCAAAUAUCACACGAGUAAUAACAUAAACAUCUCUAUCAUUUGAUUCAUGAUUGUAAGAAUCUUUCACCGAUUGAAACAAACAGAAAAACCCCUUUUUGUCCUAAAA
Trichoplusia ni (cabbage looper) is the source of this 2379-nucleotide messenger RNA. RefSeq lists its product as uncharacterized. The record is from RefSeq and is a predicted model, not a curated record. The transcript is spliced from 5 exons. NCBI's taxonomy places the organism in Eukaryota, Metazoa, Arthropoda, Insecta, Lepidoptera, Noctuidae. Bases 1251 to 1910 code for a protein of 219 amino acids.